Molecule: messenger RNA, 732 nt
Organism: Histoplasma mississippiense
Lineage: Eukaryota; Fungi; Ascomycota; Eurotiomycetes; Onygenales; Ajellomycetaceae
Exons: 2
Coding region: 1-732 (243 amino acids)
Biological process (GO): phosphatidylinositol-mediated signaling; lipid metabolic process
Molecular function (GO): phosphatidylinositol-4,5-bisphosphate phospholipase C activity
Source: RefSeq, a predicted model, not a curated record
AUGAACUGGCAAACCUACGACGUCGGUAUGCAGCUGAACCAAGCAAUGUUUGCUUCUGGCACCGACCAGACUGGCUAUGUUCUAAAGCCGGAUAGCCUACGAACAUCUCCCUCGCCUAGAAAAUUAGUUACGUUCACCGUGGAUAUCAUCUCUGCACAGCAACUCCCAAGACUACAAGGAAUGGGCCCCGAUGAUAGUAUUAACCCGUACGUUGAAAUUGAGCUGUUUUGCGCCGAUGACAAACGGAAAGGUCUCGCAUUCGGCGAAGGCGGUGUUGAUACUUCUGCUCGCAACGGCAUGUCUGGAAUCGGUCAACCCCACCGUCGUCGGACAAGGAUCGAGCAACAGAAUGGUUACAACCCGGUGUUUAACGACCAAUUCAAGCUGUCACUGGAGACGAAGUACCCCGACCUGGUCUUCGUCCGUUGGGUCGUCCGUAACUCUCCUGAUGGACGAAGUUUCGGCGGUAACAACAGCGUGCAACUUGCCACUUUUACCGCAAAACUCAGUAGCCUCUCCCAAGGAUACAGGUAUCUACCUCUCUACGAUGCAAGUGGUGAUCAAUAUCUGUUCUCAACGCUUUUCUGCAAAAUCACUAAAUCUGAUCCCGUUCCUGCUCAACGGGCCGGUUUCGAAGGCUGGAGAGGAGAUCAGAAAGGUAUUAUCAGGCAACUUAGACACACCUUGUCAAAACGCACAUCACCAACAGAAGGACAGGGAGAAGGACUGUGA